Messenger RNA from Condylura cristata (star-nosed mole), 4715 nucleotides. RefSeq names its product Hermansky-Pudlak syndrome 5 (gene HPS5). Gene Ontology annotation, molecular function: protein binding. NCBI's taxonomy places the organism in Eukaryota, Metazoa, Chordata, Mammalia, Eulipotyphla, Talpidae. Gene Ontology annotation, biological process: developmental pigmentation. Bases 380 to 3754 code for a protein of 1124 amino acids. The record is from RefSeq and is a predicted model, not a curated record. Gene Ontology annotation, cellular component: cytoplasm. The transcript is spliced from 23 exons.
UCAUUUCCUCUCGCCCGUCUCAAGCAGUGGAAGGGUACCGGAAUCCUGGCUGGCGCACCCCUUUUGGCCUAGAGCUUCUCCGGUGUGGGUCGACGCCGAGUCUUCGGUCAGCAGUACCCUGCUGACUGCAGGCCACAGAGAGCGUAAUUGCGACCGCGGCCUGAGGGGGAGGGACCACGCACAGGCAGGGGCGUGACCUGUCACGUGACUAGGAAGUACCGUUAGCGGCGUGUCCCCGCGUCCCCCGACGCUCGGAAUGACGUACGCCGAGGAGGGGUGGAGCGGUAGGGAAAGCUGAAGUUGAGUGCCGUUCUCCGUGCGUGGUUUUAGUAAGGAAUCCUGUGCCUAUCACCCAGCAUAGUUUCAACUUUCUGGCUAAAUGACUCUUGUGCCUGUGAUACCGGAUUCCUACAGCCAUGUUCUUGCAGAGUUUGAGUCUCUGGAUCCAUUACUUUCAGCCCUGAGACUGGACUCCAGUCGUCUAAAGUGCACAAGCAUAGCUGUAUCUCGGAAAUGGUUGGCUUUGGGCAGCUCAGGAGGAGGACUCAAUCUCAUUCAGAAAGAAGGCUGGAAGCACAGGUUUUUCCUUCAACACAGGGAAGGUGCAAUUUCUCAGGUUGCCUGUUGUUUACAUGAUGAUGAUUAUGUUGCUGUAGCUACUAGUCAAGGUCUUGUAGUUGUUUGGGAAUUAAAUCAAGAGCGUCGUGGGAAACCAGAACGAAUUUAUGUGUCUUCAGAACACAAAGGCCGAAAAAUUACAGCCCUUUGUUGGGAUACAGCUAUUCUUCGAGUUUUUGUAGGUGAUCAUACAGGGAAAAUUACUGCCAUCAAAAUCAACACUUCUAAACAAGCAAAGGCGGCUGCUGCUUUUGUGAUGUUUCCUGUUCAGACAAUAACUACAGUUGACUCCUGUGUUGUCCAGUUAGAUUAUUUGGAUGGAAGACUACUUGUAUCUUCACUUACUCGAUCCUUCUUGUGUGACACUGAGAGAGAAAAGUUUUGGAAAAUUGGAAACAAGGAAAGAGAUGGAGAAUAUGGAGCUUGUUUCUUCCCUGGAAAGUGUUCUGUGAACCAGCAACCUCUAAUAUAUUGUGCUCGUCCUGGCUCCAGGAUGUGGGAAGUAAACUUUGAUGGGGAAGUUAUAAGUACACAUCAGUUUAAGAAACUCCUCUCAUCUCCACCUCUUCCUGUGAUUACUCUAAGGUCAGAACCUCAGUAUGACCAUACGGUUGGCUCUUCCCAGUCUUUGUCUUUUCCCAAACUCUUGCAUCUUAGUGAGCAUUGUGUGCUGACAUGGACAGAAAGAGGAAUUUAUAUUUUCAUUCCUCAGAAUGUUCAAGUUCUUCUUUGGAGUGAAGUCAAAGACAUUCAGGAUGUAGCCGUCUGCAAGAAUGAGUUGAUCUGUUUACACAUAAGUGGAAAAGUCUCACAUCUUUCCUUGUUAUCUGUGGAACGCUGUGUGGAACGCCUACUAAGGAGAGGCCUAUGGAACCUGGCUGCUCGUACUUGUUGUCUUUUCCAAAAUUCCAUCAUUGCUUGCAGAGGAAGAAAAUCCUUGACUCUAGAUAAACUGGAACACUUGAAAUCUCAGCUGGAUCUCACAACCUGCAGUGAUCUUAUUUCUCAACUGGAAGAUUUGAUCUUAAAAUUUGAACCUUUUGAUUCAGCUUGCAGUAGUAGAAGGAGCUCCAUUUCAUCACAUGAAAGUUUCAGCAUCUUGGACUCUGGUAUUUAUCGGGUCAUUAGUAGUAGAAGGGGCAGUCAGUCUGAUGAGGACUCUUGUUCGCUUCAUAGCCAAACCUUUUCAGAAGACGAGAGACUGAAAGAAUUCACUUCUCAUCAAGAAGAGGACCAACCAGAUCAGUGUUGUGGCUCACAUGGAAAUGAAGGGAUGUUUGAAACAGAUAAGAAUGAAACUUUUCUCCCCUUCGGCAUUCCAUUACCAUUUCGUUCUCCAUCUCCUCUCGUGUCUCUUCAAGCUGUCAAGGAAAGUGUUUCCAGCUUUGUGCGUAAAACUACUGAGAAGAUCGGCACUCUUCAUACAAACCCUGAUUUGAAAGUAAGACCAGAAUUUAUGGGUGAUGAGCUAUCAUGUGAAGAGGAUGUGAAUGCAGUCACCUGUCCAAAGGAGGACGAGACUGAGGGACAAAAAGAAGAAACUAGUCAACCUCCAGAAGAUGAUGACCUCCAGGAGCUCAAAAUAGCAACAGAAGAAGCAAUGACUAAACUACAGGAUCCAUUGAUUUUAUUUGAACCCAAGUCUCUGAGAAUGGCUUUGCAAGAGUGGCUUUCACAGUUAGAAAAAUCUUUUGCCACAAAGGACUUUUUAGGCAUUUCAGAUACUGGCAACUCAUCCACAAAAUCAAGCCAGGAUGUUCCCUUGCUUGAUGAAUCAAAAAAGGGAAUGUUAGAUGAAGAGAAUGAAGAAGAAAAAAGGGACUUUUCAGGCAAUGAAGACACUGUUGAUCAAACAGCAUGUGAAUCUGUAAAUAGUGAGAGCGAGCCCUUAGAUGACUUUUUUCAAGUAUAUUCUCCUUGUACCAUAGCAAACCGUCUUCAGAAGGAGCUGGCGGAAUUGACAACAUUAUGUUUGGAACUGAAUGUAUUGAAUUCUGAGAUUGAAAGCACAAAUGAACAUGUGGCCCACACUUUACAGCAACGUUCUCCUGAAAUUCUGACUUGUCAGUUCCUAAAAAAGUACUUUUUUCUCCUGGACUUGAAAAGAACAAAGGAGAGUAUCAAGUUUAGUUAUACUAAUAGUCCUUUGGUUUGGGACACUUUUAUUGAAGGAUUGAAAGAAAUGGCACGUUCUAAUCCUACAUAUAUGGAAAUGGAAAUGGAAGAAGGAGACCUACCAACAACAUUAAAGUUAUUGGAUGACUCGGUUCCUUUUGAUAGCCCUUUGUUGAUAGCUUAUGCUACCCGAUUGUAUGAGAAGUUUGGGGAAUCUGCCCUUCGAUCCUUAAUCAGGUUUUACCCAUCCAUUUUGCCUUCGGAUGUCAUGCAACUUUGUCAUCAUCAUCCUGCUCAGUUUUUGGCCUACUUAGACAGUCUGGUGAAAUCAAGGCCUGAAGAUCAAUGGCCAUCCUUUCUUGAGUCUCUUCUACAACCAGAGUCUUUAAGAUUGAACUGGCUGCUUUUGGCACUGUCCCAUGAUGCUCCCCCCAGCAUGAGCACUAUGGAUGAUGAAGGAAACCCUAGACCUCAUUCACACUUGUUUUCCUGGGGUUAUAGUCAGCUGAUCCUUCAUCUCAUUAAACUUCCUGCAGAUUUUACAACCAAAGAGAAAAUGAUUGACGCUUGUAGGUCUCAUGGUUUCUGGCCUGGAUAUCUUACACUCUGUUUGGAGCUGGGAAGAAGAAGAGAGUCCUUCACAAACAUUGUAUAUUUGAAUGAUAUGAGCCUGAUGGAAGGGAGCAAUGGUUGGACCCCAGAGACUGUAGAGGAAUGGAAGCUUCUUCUACAUCUUGUUCAGAACAAGAACACAAAACCAGUGCCCCCAAAGUCGCCAAAUGGGAACUUCAGUGAUGGGCCUUCACCUAUCAAUGUGGAGAACGUGGCACUUCUGUUAGCUAAGGCAAUGGGCCCAGAUCGAGCCUGGUCAUUGCUACAGGAGUGUGGUUUGACCCAUGAGGUAUCAGAGAGGUUUACCAGAACCUGCAAUAUCCUGAGGAUUGCCGAGAAAAGGCAGAGAGCCUUGAUACAAAGCAUGCUUGAAAAAUGUGAUCGGUUUCUCUGGUCUCAGCAGGCUUAGUGGAAGAAGAUUCAGCGGGAUGUCAUAACAUUUUGAGAAAAACUGAAUCAUUCUCCUAAUCUGAAUGCAUUUGCUUUUGAAGGAAAAGCACCACCUGAAAACCCUGCCAUCUUACUGGGCAUGCUUCUGUCAGCAAUUAUAGGUCACAACUUUGUCUUUGACCCCAGUGUUUCUCAGGCAAAGUUGAAUUUUGAAGGAAUCAUCCUUGUUUGCGGAAAUGAAGUGCUCUGGAAUCCCAAUAUGAAUUUUCACAGCUGUGCUGUCCUUAUUCUGAACCCCACAGUAUUAUUUGCUCCUUCCUCUGGUUUCCUUUUGUGACUUCUGUAUAGGAAUAAAAGUUUCUUAUUCUGGUGACAUGAAGAAAGAAAAUGUAGUUGAUAGGGAUUGAAUUCUGUUUAUUUCUUCUCUGGAAAAGCAGAGAAAUUACUGAAAAAAGACAGUAUAAUGGAAUUAAUACAUAAAAUAACUGAAAAUUGAAGAUUCAAAUUAGAUAUUAAAUGAAAUGUCCCCCCAUAUUUAAAUUGAGCUAAUUUAAAAUAUUUUUCUGGCAUUUGACAUUUUCCAAUCUGAACAUAUAUCCAGCUAAUUCAUUACUGAAAAUGUUUUAUCUGUAAUCUUUCCCAGUCACCCAAAGGAAUUAUGCACUUUUAAAAUGUAUUUUUUAAAAACUGUAAUAAAGUCUGAGUACUACUAGAGACUGUAUAGGGGGUGUUUGUAUUAUGUAAUCUUUGUACUGAAUUUAUCACAUAUAUCACAUUACAUUUAUGUAGCCUGUUAGAUUAAUGAUAACUGUAAAAUCUGAUCAGUGUUUUCAUUUGAAUAUAUAUAGACAUGUGGUUUAUUAUAAGCACUUUGCAGGAAAGGAUGGGGUAAACUUAGAGUGGUUAAGAACAUGGUUUGGCCCGCAGGGAUUACAAUUGAGAUGGGGAAAAAAAAUGUACAAAAUGACGUAAAAAUAAAC